AUGGCAACUCUGGCGCGUUCGGAAUCUCAGGUUCAGGUACAUGCUGUUCUCACUACCAUCCUGUUGAAUGAAGAAGAAGAUUAUUAUGAAUGGGAAAUUGAUGGGAGAACAACUCAGAGAUACUCUACUGGAGAAGUAUACGCUCACCUUCGAUCGCAAGGACCUUCAGUGCCGUGGUACCACAUCAUCUGGAAUAAGAAAGGUAUCCCAAGACAUAGCUUCCUCGCUUGGUUAUUUGUGCUUGACAGAUGCCCGACGAGAGAUAGAAUUAUUAGAUGGGGACUCCAAUCCUCUCCGAUGUGCCUUCUCUGUAACUCAACUUCUGAAUCACGCGAUCACCUAGUGAUGAACCAGUUGCUAGGGCUUAACCGUGGAUCGCCUAAAGGACACUUAACAAUUCUCUGCUGGCAAGCUUGUCUUUACUGGGUUUGGUCUGAACGUAACGCUCGCCUACAUAGGGACGUCUUCCGCUCCUCAGAUGCUUUGAUCUGCAAGAUUGAUCGCCAAAUUAGAGACAAGAUACUUUCUUUCAGAAAAACGAACCCAACCGUCUCCUCCGUAAUGAUGCAACAGUGGCUGCCUUGA
Brassica napus (rape) is the source of this 585-nucleotide messenger RNA. RefSeq lists its product as uncharacterized. The record is from RefSeq and is a predicted model, not a curated record. The coding region runs from base 1 to 585 and encodes 194 amino acids. Lineage: Eukaryota; Viridiplantae; Streptophyta; Magnoliopsida; Brassicales; Brassicaceae. The transcript is spliced from 2 exons.